Drosophila rhopaloa is the source of this 2513-nucleotide messenger RNA. RefSeq lists its product as uncharacterized. Gene Ontology annotation, cellular component: nucleus. The record is from RefSeq and is a predicted model, not a curated record. Lineage: Eukaryota; Metazoa; Arthropoda; Insecta; Diptera; Drosophilidae. Bases 37 to 2274 code for a protein of 745 amino acids. The transcript has 7 exons.
UAAAGCCGCAAAAGACAAGACCAAAUUGGCGAUGCGAUGUCGUUCCCCACUAAUUACAAUCCUGAUCCCGACAAAAGUCUGACGGACCUGCUCAUAGAAUGUCAGCUAGACGACAAAAAUGACGUCCAGGCGCCCCAAUCCAACGACAGUGUUUCACCUAAGAACGCCGUCUGCAGCAGCACCGAUAUUUCGGUGUCGUCGAAUGAUUCUUUGGUUGUCAGCUACUUACACACAUCACAGUUCAACAGCUCCUCAGAAGUGUCCCAGGGAGCGAUUACCAUUGAAGAGACCAAUCCAAACACUAAUAUCAAUCCAAUCCCACCGUGCAAGGCGGCCCAAUCCAACGACAGUGGUUCAUCUACGAACGCCGACUGCAGCAGCAGCGAUAUUUCGGUGUCGUCGAAUGAUUCUUUGGUUGUCAGCUGCUUACACACAUCACAGUUCAACAGCUCCUCAGAAGUAUCCAAGGAAGCGAUUACCAUUGAAGAGACCACAGACACGGACGGCGAGGAUCCCUUGGCUGAAAGUCGUCCUGGUUCCACGGACAUCAGUAUGAACACGAGCUCACGAUUGAAGCGACACUCCCCAGAUCCUGUGGGCGAUGAUCUGGAGAUCAAAAAGUUUGCCUUAGGUCCCAGUACUAGUGCGGCCGCCCACGUUGUGUCGUCAAUACGUGCUCAAUUGAAGCGAAGGUCCUCGAAUGACGGUGAGAAUGGUACUCCGGUUAAGAAAUUUCAUUGCAAUCUAGACGAGAUGGCCACCCCUUCGAAUCGCUCGGUCGUAACUCGCAGUGGACGUGCAGUUGUAUUGCGCAUGAACCAGGAGUUUGACUACUCAUCCUCGCAAUCGAAGGAUGAUGACGAGGAGGAGUCCGAUGAUCCGUCGCUGGAAACCGACGACGAGGACUACCAGCAGACAGUCGACUUCGAUGAGGCCAAGUGGUCAUGUUCCAAGAGGCGCAGCUUUGGAAACAGCAGCAACAGUGCCUGUAGCACCGAUGGCAGCCACUCCUCGCCGGAGUCAAUGCCUCCCACAAUCUACAUAGAGUUAGGCAAACCAGUAGCCAUCGUGGACUACGAGCCACUGGCCGAUCUCGCACUGGAAGACGAUGGCGAGCUUAAGACAAAGGUGCACAAGUUUCUGGGUCUCAUGGCGCCCCGGCGCAGGCUGUACAAUCCCGAUGAAAACUGCGAUCCAGAACCGGAGGAGAAUGAGAAAGUGGCGAACCUAUCGCUCGGUCGGCUGCUAAAUAUUUCUGCUUCCUCGCCCGCGAAGCCACCCUCUCCAUCACCCAUGCCCCUUAUUGGGCCGCCAACAUCGCCGACUUCCACUUGGUCGACCCUGAACCUAUCGCAUCUCAAUCCGCCCACCCUACAGGAGCGGCAGAAGAAGAUGUUCGACAACAUGGUGCUGCAGGCCAAUGCAACUUCCUUCGAGGAGGAGACGCCGGAUUUCCUCAAGGAGCCCAUCGAUCUGAGCGACCUGCCCAAUAAGAGGCAGGUGGCUGCCAUAUGUCGUGGGCACAAGAGCUGCAUUCCCUACCUGGAGAAUCAUCCGCACUUCUACAGAUUCGUAGAGUCGCUCAAUCCGGCGACCUCGAUCAACUUUUGCCAUCCGCUGGCACUGAACUUCCGUCAGAAAAAUUUUGGAAACUGCAAAGUGUCAAUGGCCAAGCUGUUGUUUAACAUCUUCAACCACGCUAUCUUUCACUGCGGCCUCCUGGCGCCAAUCGUUUGGAAGCGCGGCAUGAGCACGCCCUGCAAAAGCGAGCUGGCCAUCGGUGCCUCCGGGCAGCGCACUGCCCGCAUCCUACUAUGGAAGGGCAUCAGUCACCCAAGCAUGCUCAUCAAGCCACUGCUGCACGAGAUGAUUCAUGCGGCGGCCUUCGUUUUCAACCGUGAGACGGGACACGGCGAUAAUUGCCGCAGAUGGGCCUACCAGGCGAAGCACGCCAUGCCGGAGCUUCCGACGAUCGAAGACUGCCAGCCCACCUUAAAGUAUACUUGCACCCUGUGCGCCCGCUGCUCCUACGGCAGGAUCGAUUUUCCGAAGGAGAAGCUGCGCUGCCACUACUGCCAGUUCGCGGUGGGCGUAAAGCCUUAUAGCCAGGCCGACAUGUUCAAUGGCACCCGGCCAGAUCCGGCGAUGACCCCAUUCAAGUCCUUUAUCCGUGACAAUUACUUGAAGCUGGGCGAGGAGGGAGGUGCCACGCACAGCUCGAAAAUGAGACUGCUCAACGAAGAGUAUUCAAAGAUGAGUGUUCCAAACAGUUAGAGGACAAACCCUUUGUUACGUUUCAACUGUUUUAUAUUUUUAAUUCUUACUCUUAUACAUAUAUAAUGGCGAACGUCAAAUUAUAUUUGUAGGGUCACCAAAAGAAUGCAGGCGGCUAAUGUGAAAUAAACUGUGACAUAUUUAUUUUUUUAAUACAAUCUGUGUCUUCGAUUAAGUAAAUGCUACUUAAUUUAGCUUUAAAACACAAUAAACAACACUAAUAAAUUACUUUGGUGUAA